GAAUUUGCGAUUUUUUUCCAAUUGUCUAUUAAAAAGUUGCAAUUGAAUUUUUGUAACUUUUUUUUCGCUAAUAUUUUCGUUUAUUUAUUUGAAUAACACUUAAAAACCAUAACACUCUUUAACUGCCUAAACACUUGUUGACAAGUGUUGCUUAAAAACUAUUUAAGUUUACAAAAAGAAACUUCAAGAGUUUCGUUUAAAAAGCUAAAGCUAGCAAAGAAAGCAACUUGGCUUGGUGUGGAAGAAAGCUGGUGCAAUUUUGCAAAUAUGUCGCAACCUGCUAAAAAUAUUUUAAUUCGCAUACAAUCUCCUGAGGGCAUAAAACGUAUUGAAAUUUCACCGAAGGUCAAUCUUAAGGAACUUUAUGAGUCUGUGCAAAAUGCUUUGAAAGUUGAUGGAUUUGGUUUGUUUAAGGAAAGGAAUUUUACUAAAGAGCUUUAUGCCAAUUCAUCACAACAAAUAGGCACUCUACUCAAACAUGGCGAUAUGGUGUAUCUUAAGCAAUUGGCUGGCACGUCUGCAAGACGCACUAGUACCACAGCUAUAGAUCAAUUUGAUUUAAAACCAGAGACAGUAACUAAUAAUGAUUUUAAACCCACCGCAAGAGUGGUCGAAGAUGAUGUUGAUCAAUUAUUGGCAAAGGAAGAUGGUCUCAUUAAAAGGGAUAGAGAUAGUAAAUUAUGCCGUCACCAAGCCAACGGCUGCUGUGUCAACUGUUCACCCCUCGAACCCUACAAUGAAACGUAUUUAAAGGAGCAGAAAAUUAAACAUCUUUCAUUUCAUUCGUACAUACGCAAACAAACGUCGGGCAUUGAUCGCGGCAAGUACAUGGUAUUCGAUGAUAUUAAUUGUCGCAUUAAGACCGGUUGCCGUGAACAUCCACCAUGGCCCAAGGGCAUCUGUUCAAAGUGUCAACCCUCGGCUAUUACUUUAAAUCGUCAGAUCUAUCGUCAUGUGGACAAUGUCAUGUUUGAAAAUACCACAAUUGUUGAGAGAUUUUUGAAUUAUUGGCGCACCACUGGGCACCAAAGAAUGGGUUUCCUGUAUGGCACCUAUGAGGUGAACACAGAUGUACCGUUGGGUAUCAGAGCCACAGUAGCGGCAAUUUAUGAGCCUCCCCAGGAAUCGACUAGAGACUCGAUUAAGCUAUUGGAGGACGAAGCAGCUGAUGAUAUUGAAGAAGUGGCCAAGGCUUUGGGUUUGAGAAAGAUUGGUUGGAUUUUUACUGAUUUAAUCACUGAUGAUCCGGCUGCUGGCACUGUUAAACAGUUACGCGGCAUUGAGACCCAUUUCUUAACCGCCCAGGAAUGUAUAAUGGCGGGCGAAUUGCAAAAUCGUCAUCCUAAUCCUUGCAAAUAUGCCUCGAAUGGGGUAUUUGGCUCGAAAUUUGUUACCGUCUGUGUUACAGGCGACAAUACCAAACAGGUUCAUAUGGAGGGCUAUGGUGUUUCAGCCCAAUGCAUGGCUUUAGUGCGUGAUGAUUGUUUAAUACCAACUAAAGAUGCACCCGAAUUGGGUUAUGUUCGCGAAUCGACUGAUAAACAAUAUGUUCCAGAUGUUUAUUAUAAGGAAAAAGACCAAUAUGGCAAUGAAGUACAACGGUUAGCACGUCCACUUCCUGUUGAAUAUUUGUUGGUGGAUGUGCCAGCCUCAACACCGCUACAACCGCAAUACACCUUCACCCAGUACGACAAGAGAACACCAUUCCCUGUGGAGAAUCGUUAUUUGGAUGGUCAUUUGCAAGACUUUAAUGCCUUGAGCACGUAUUUGUCGCAGUGGGAGGAUGAGGAGUUUCUCGAAGCCAUUUCAGAUUUUCAUUUGCUGGUGUAUCUAUUCAAAAUGGACAUGUUGCCAUUGCGUCAGCAUAUGCAGCCCUUGCUAGAGGCGGUACGCAAUAAGAAUCCAAAUAUGGCGUUUGCCUUCAAAAAGGAGGAUGUAUGGAAGCUAUUAGAAUCACUAAUACAGGCCAGUUCAUCGGGUAGUGGCGGCACUACCAGUUAUCCUUCAUCAUCUGCCGCUAUUAGGGCAGCCGCUGGUGGCGGCAAUUCCGGUUCGGCUCAUGAGAAUGCUGUUACCGAAUCAGCCACUUGGACUUGUAAUCAUUGCACUUUUAUUAAUCGUGGCGAACUGACCUCUUGCGAAAUCUGCUCUCUACCCAGAUAAACGUUUGGUUUGGUUUGCAUCAAAACAAUCUAGAAGUAAAAUAAAAGGAAAUUAAACGUGUUCUCUCAAACCCUUAAAAAUAUCCCCAAUAAAAAAACAAAAAAACAAAACCUUUAAACAAAAUAUGUGCUUCAGACCUACAUGUUACACAAUUUAUAAUUUCUGUUCUUUACCAAGACCUGUUUUUCUUUUCCCCCAGAUGUCAUUUGUUGUUUAUUGUUUUGGUUUUAUUUUCUUUUACUACUCCUCUCCUAAUCAUUUUUCAUUUGUUUAAUUGUUUAAAACAAAAAAUUACAAGUUAAACAUGGGUUUUAAAAGAACAGUCAAUAUUUAUGUACAAUUAAAUGAAUACAAAAAUAAUAAAUAAAUAAAUACUUAAGGAUGGGAUUUGUACUACGACAUCAAAACAGAAA
Calliphora vicina (urban bluebottle blowfly) is the source of this 2576-nucleotide messenger RNA. It is a transcript of the gene Npl4, whose product is annotated as nuclear protein localization 4. The coding region runs from base 268 to 2163 and encodes 631 amino acids. Gene Ontology annotation, cellular component: nucleus. Gene Ontology annotation, molecular function: ubiquitin binding; ubiquitin protein ligase binding. The transcript is spliced from 9 exons. Lineage: Eukaryota; Metazoa; Arthropoda; Insecta; Diptera; Calliphoridae. Gene Ontology annotation, biological process: ubiquitin-dependent protein catabolic process. The record is from RefSeq and is a predicted model, not a curated record.